AUGCAGAAUGCUAUUGAGGAGGGAAAGCAAGUUGGGUGGUGUGGCGAGGGGAGGGCAAGGUGGGUGGCGAGGGGAGGGCAAGGUGGGUGGCGAGGGGAGGGCAAGGUGGGUGGCGAGGGGAGGGCAAGGUGGGUGGCGAGGGGAGGGCAAGGUGGGUGGCGAGGGGAGGGCAAGGUGGGUGGCGAGGGGAGGGCAAGGUGGGUGGCGAGGGGAGGGCAAGGUGGGUGGCGAGGGGAGGGCAAGGUGGGUGGCGAGGGGAGGGCAAGGUGGGUGGCGAGGGGAGGGGAGGGCAAGGUGGGUGGCGAGGGGAGGGCAAGGUGGGUGGCGAGGGGAGGGCAAGGUGGGUGGCGAGGGGAGGGCAAGGUGGGUGGCGAGGGGAGGGCAAGGUGGGUGGCGAGGGGAGGGCAAGGUGGGUGGCGAGGGGAGGGCAAGGUGGGUGGCGAGGGGAGGGCAAGGUGGGUGGCGAGGGGAGGGCAAGGUGGGUGGCGAGGGGAGGGCAAGGUGGGUGGCGAGGGGAGGGCAAGGUGGGUGGCGAGGGGAGGGCAAGGUGGGUGGCGAGGGGAGGGCAAGGUGGGUGGCGAGGGGAGGGCAAGGUGGGUGGCGAGGGGAGGGCAAGGUGGGUGGCGAGGGGAGGGCAAGGUGGGUGGCGAGGGGAGGGCAAGGUGGGUGGCGAGGGGAGGGCAAGGUGGGUGGCGAGGGGAGGGCAAGGUGGGUGGCGAGGGGAGGGCAAGGUGGGUGGCGAGGGGAGGGCAAGGUGGGUGGCGAGGGGAGGGCAAGGUGGGUGGCGAGGGGAGGGCAAGGUGGGUGGCGAGGGGAGGGCAAGGUGGGUGGCGAGGGGAGGGCAAGGUGGGUGGCGAGGGGAGGGCAAGGUGGGUGGCGAGGGGAGGGCAAGGUGGGUGGCGAGGGGAGGGCAAGGUGGGUGGCGAGGGGAGGGCAAGGUGGGUGGCGAGGGGAGGGCAAGGUGGGUGGCGAGGGGAGGGCAAGGUGGGUGGCGAGGGGAGGGCAAGGUGGGUGGCGAGGGGAGGGCAAGGUGGGUGGCGAGGGGAGGGCAAGGUGGGUGGCGAGGGGAGGGCAAGGUGGGUGGCGAGGGGAGGGCAAGGUGGGUGGCGAGGGGAGGGCAAGGUGGGUGGCGAGGGGAGGGCAAGGUGGGUGGCGAGGGGAGGGCAAGGUGGGUGGCGAGGGGAGGGCAAGGUGGGUGGCGAGGGGAGGGCAAGGUGGGUGGCGAGGGGAGGGCAAGGUGGGUGGCGAGGGGAGGGCAAGGUGGGUGGCGAGGGGAGGGCAAGGUGGGUGGCGAGGGGAGGGCAAGGUGGGUGGCGAGGGGAGGGCAAGGUGGGUGGCGAGGGGAGGGCAAGGUGGGUGGCGAGGGGAGGGCAAGGUGGGUGGCGAGGGGAGGGCAAGGUGGGUGGCGAGGGGAGGGCAAGGUGGGUGGCGAGGGGAGGGCAAGGUGGGUGGCGAGGGGAGGGCAAGGUGGGUGGCGAGGGGAGGGCAAGGUGGGUGGCGAGGGGAGGGCAAGGUGGGUGGCGAGGGGAGGGCAAGGUGGGUGGCGAGGGGAGGGCAAGGUGGGUGGCGAGGGGAGGGCAAGGUGGGUGGCGAGGGGAGGGCAAGGUGGGUGGCGAGGGGAGGGCAAGGUGGGUGGCGAGGGGAGGGCAAGGUGGGUGGCGAGGGGAGGGCAAGGUGGGUGGCGAGGGGAGGGCAAGGUGGGUGGCGAGGGGAGGGCAAGGUGGGUGGCGAGGGGAGGGCAAGGUGGGUGGCGAGGGGAGGGCAAGGUGGGUGGCGAGGGGAGGGCAAGGUGGGUGGCGAGGGGAGGGCAAGGUGGGUGGCGAGGGGAGGGCAAGGUGGGUGGCGAGGGGAGGGCAAGGUGGGUGGCGAGGGGAGGGCAAGGUGGGUGGCGAGGGGAGGGCAAGGUGGGUGGCGAGGGGAGGGCAAGGUGGGUGGCGAGGGGAGGGCAAGGUGGGUGGCGAGGGGAGGGCAAGGUGGGUGGCGAGGGGAGGGCAAGGUGGGUGGCGAGGGGAGGGCAAGGUGGGUGGCGAGGGGAGGGCAAGGUGGGUGGCGAGGGGAGGGCAAGGUGGGUGGCGAGGGGAGGGCAAGGUGGGUGGCGAGGGGAGGGCAAGGUGGGUGGCGAGGGGAGGGCAAGGUGGGUGGCGAGGGGAGGGCAAGGUGGGUGGCGAGGGGAGGGCAAGGUGGGUGGCGAGGGGAGGGCAAGGUGGGUGGCGAGGGGAGGGCAAGGUGGGUGGCGAGGGGAGGGCAAGGUGGGUGGCGAGGGGAGGGCAAGGUGGGUGGCGAGGGGAGGGCAAGGUGGGUGGCGAGGGGAGGGCAAGGUGGGUGGCGAGGGGAGGGCAAGGUGGGUGGCGAGGGGAGGGCAAGGUGGGUGGCGAGGGGAGGGCAAGGUGGGUGGCGAGGGGAGGGCAAGGUGGGUGGCGAGGGGAGGGCAAGGUGGGUGGCGAGGGGAGGGCAAGGUGGGUGGCGAGGGGAGGGCAAGGUGGGUGGCGAGGGGAGGGCAAGGUGGGUGGCGAGGGGAGGGCAAGGUGGGUGGCGAGGGGAGGGCAAGGUGGGUGGCGAGGGGAGGGCAAGGUGGGUGGCGAGGGGAGGGCAAGGUGGGUGGCGAGGGGAGGGCAAGGUGGGUGGCGAGGGGAGGGCAAGGUGGGUGGCGAGGGGAGGGCAAGGUGGGUGGCGAGGGGAGGGCAAGGUGGGUGGCGAGGGGAGGGCAAGGUGGGUGGCGAGGGGAGGGCAAGGUGGGUGGCGAGGGGAGGGCAAGGUGGGUGGCGAGGGGAGGGCAAGGUGGGUGGCGAGGGGAGGGCAAGGUGGGUGGCGAGGGGAGGGCAAGGUGGGUGGCGAGGGGAGGGCAAGGUGGGUGGCGAGGGGAGGGCAAGGUGGGUGGCGAGGGGAGGGCAAGGUGGGUGGCGAGGGGAGGGCAAGGUGGGUGGCGAGGGGAGGGCAAGGUGGGUGGCGAGGGGAGGGCAAGGUGGGUGGCGAGGGGAGGGCAAGGUGGGUGGCGAGGGGAGGGCAAGGUGGGUGGCGAGGGGAGGGCAAGGUGGGUGGCGAGGAGGUGGGUGGCGAGGGGAGGGCAAGGUGGGUGGCGAGGUGGGUGGUGGCAGUAGUGGAUGGUGGUGCAGUGCAGUGCAAUAG
Closterium sp. Yama58-4 is the source of this 3126-nucleotide messenger RNA. The record is from the annotation of a GenBank genome assembly. NCBI's taxonomy places the organism in Eukaryota, Viridiplantae, Streptophyta, Zygnematophyceae, Desmidiales, Closteriaceae.